AUGAGUUUUGAUACUACACAGAAGUCACAAAUAUUGGGACGUAUUCUGACGUUUCUGGGUUUAUGGUCAACAAAAGAUAAAAACAAAAAUUGGAAACGUUUUCACUUUAUUAUAAUCCAUGGACCAUGUACCUUCUUAUAUUGCACUCUAAUGUGGUUGGAAGCAAUUACCAGCACAGAUUUGUCUCAUACAUUAGAUGUGCUCUAUAUAACACUCACGGAAACUGCACUGAUUGUAAAGGUUCUCGCCUUUAAAUACUACGGAGAUGAAAUUGCAAAAAUACUCCACACUUGGCAGACAAGCGGCAUUUACGCAUUAAAAACCCGUGAAGAAAUAUUAAUGUGGACACGUGCUCAAACCAUUUUCGGUUGGAUUACACUUAUUUAUGUGGGAGGCAGCCUUUUAAUGGUUUCCAUGCAAUUUAUAUCUGUCUUUGCUGAAGAUUCCAAAGAAUUGCCUUUCUAUUAUUGGGUACCGUUCGAUUGGCAUAGUCCACGUAAAUACUGGUAUGCUUAUUUUUACGAGAUGAUAGCGAUGCCAAUUACGUGUCUCUCAAACACAACACUGGAUAUGGCUUUCUGUUACUUGAUGUUUCAUCUAUCACUAUGCUUUAGAGUUGUGGGGCUACGACUUGCUCAGUUAGGAAAAUAUGGAAAUGAUAAUGAAGGAGAUUUUGCUGAAUUUAAACGUGUUGUUGUACUUCAUCGAAAUGUGAAGAGAUAUGUUAAAAGAUGUGAAGAUAUAGUCUGCUAUCCCAUUUUAGUACAAAUAAUUAUUACUGCAUUUGUGCUCUGCUUUACUGUUUAUCGCCUACAGAAUGCUAGCAUUGUGGAGAAUCCUGGAGGUUUUUUUAGUAUUAUACAAUAUGCUUUCGUUAUGACUAUGCAAAUCUUUCUGCCGUGCUAUUAUGGCAAUGAGAUCUCCUGGAACUCUCAGAAACUAGUCAAAUGCCUAUACCAAUCUAAUUGGAAGGACUUGCCACAAAAGCAUAAGCGUUGUGUUUUGAUUUACAUGCAAUACCUACAGAAACCUACCGUAAUACGUGCUGGAAGCUUUUUCUUAAUAGGCUUACCAGUGUUCUUGAAAACCAUCAACAAUGCAUACAGUUUAUGUGCUGUUAUACUCAAUAUGGAAAAGUAA
Teleopsis dalmanni is the source of this 1140-nucleotide messenger RNA. RefSeq names its product odorant receptor 94a-like. The transcript has 4 exons. Gene Ontology annotation, molecular function: odorant binding; olfactory receptor activity. Gene Ontology annotation, biological process: sensory perception of smell; detection of chemical stimulus involved in sensory perception of smell. Bases 1 to 1140 code for a protein of 379 amino acids. The record is from RefSeq and is a predicted model, not a curated record. NCBI's taxonomy places the organism in Eukaryota, Metazoa, Arthropoda, Insecta, Diptera, Diopsidae. Gene Ontology annotation, cellular component: plasma membrane.